AUUUUGUAGAUCUGAAUGAGAUCUACAGGUUUUGUAUUUAAGGUUUUUCUCUCAGGCUCUUUGUUUUCCAGCUAGGAUGCUUUGAAAUUUAAAAAAAUAAAAAUAAAGGCAGUUUUGAAUUUUUUUGUCAUGACGGUCUAAAGGGGAUCUCAAAUAUCCCCUAAAUGGGUUAGGUUUAUUUUUUUUAUCGUUUUUUCGUUUUUUUUUUUUCAAAAUAUAUGUUUUUGCCUUGAUAUAUUUAUACCUAUGAUAUUAUAAUAAAAGUAACGUUCUACUAUAAAUUCUUUUCAAAAUUUGUGAAAAUGGCCGCAUCCUCGCUUGCCCCCACCAUUAGAAGUCCCAAAAAUACCGUAAAAAGACUGCGGCGGAGCUUCAAGGAUUUCUCCCUAGAGUUUUACGCCCUCUCCUCAAGACAAAAUCCUGGCUACUCCAAGCCGAAUAUAGCCGAGCUGUCGGAAACGCACGAAUUUUUUAUAAUAUGCAGUGAAAUUUUUCUCUGUCAACUGGUCCCAUUUAACUCUAUGUAUGUAGUAGUCUAGUCCUGCUAUAUAAUUAAUUCUACUUCUGGUAAUUUUUGGAGCCCGAGCCCCCAUAGUAAUUUUGAAAUUCCGGCGCCUAUGUAACUUUCAAUAGUGAACAUUCAAGAAUCUGUGUAAAACCGAAUUCGGAGAAAUUUGCGAAUUGAUAAUAAUUCUAGGAUGGAUUUUUUUUUUUUUUUUUUUGACUUUGACUUUGACUAAGCAGUCAUUCAGCCACCUAGGAGGGAUUGUUGGUGUAAUUCUUGCUUUAGGAAAACUAAAAUUGCUAUAUUAACGCUUCUUACAAUAUUUUUUUCUCUAGGGUGUACAUGACAUCCAAUCCAUAGGCACAUCGAGAGUAGUCCAUAUCCAAAACCAAGGUCCGACGAACAUAUUAUCAUUUAGUCAUAAACUUAACAAACUGCAAACAAAAGCUAUUGAAAUUUUUGAAAAGGAAAACAUCAAGCUAACAUUCUAUUCAACUGAUCAGUUCAUGGAGGACAUAGUGAACCUAAGAGUGGAAAACAUUGAAUCUAAUAACCUGGUUGAUGAGUUAAACGAAGAUAAUAAUGCUUUGCAUAUUUUAAUUGCUACUUUGGAAGAGUCUUUGAUCAAUAUGGGAGAACUGGUAGACGGCCAACACCGCAUUAUAAUGAAUUCGAAAAUGAGAGAGAUUGAAUUGGUGAAUAAGCUAAGAAAACUAAACAUUGUAGUGACUGAGAACGAAAACACCCUCGAUAAUUUUUUUCAGGAUGCGGAAGAGGCUCGCAAAUCGGUUGUUGGCUUGAAAACUCUUUAUGACAAAAAAGCUCAACAGUGUAACAAACUACAAAAAUCCUUCGAAGAAUACAAAAGAAAAUUUAAUGAGGAGAGCUUUGAAGCUGUUAAACAGGAUCUGGUGGUGUCUAAGAAAAAAGAAGAAGAGCUGCAAAAGGAACUGCAACAAAUGAAGAAAUUAAACGAUUUGAUGACGCAAGAAGCUCGACAACACACAUUCUGAGACGAAUUUGUUGUGACUUUAUUCAAUCAUACGCCACCAUACUAAGAGUAUGUUAUAUUUUUAAGUGUUUUCUGUUAACUUAUUUGAGAAUUGUUAUUUCGUUCUAAUUUAUGUUCAGUUGGCUGCUUGCUUUCAGCCAUCUAAUGUUUUAGUUUGUUUAUUUCAAAAUGACUGAAAUAAAUUUUCAGUCUUUCUAACUUCUGUUACCUAUCAUUGUUCAUUUAUGUUGAGCGUUCUCU
Molecule: messenger RNA, 1757 nt
Organism: Ceutorhynchus assimilis (cabbage seed weevil)
Lineage: Eukaryota; Metazoa; Arthropoda; Insecta; Coleoptera; Curculionidae
Source: the annotation of a GenBank genome assembly